Messenger RNA from Pleuronectes platessa (European plaice), 871 nucleotides. RefSeq names its product glucagon b (gene gcgb). Gene Ontology annotation, molecular function: hormone activity; glucagon receptor binding. Gene Ontology annotation, cellular component: extracellular region. The record is from RefSeq and is a predicted model, not a curated record. Gene Ontology annotation, biological process: response to starvation. The transcript is spliced from 4 exons. NCBI's taxonomy places the organism in Eukaryota, Metazoa, Chordata, Actinopteri, Pleuronectiformes, Pleuronectidae. Bases 94 to 459 code for a protein of 121 amino acids.
GCAGAAGCCAAGAGAGAAGACGGACAGCAGUCAACGCACUCUUCGAUUCCCUCUGUCAGACGCUCAACGUGAAGGAGCACAGAAGCUCAAACGAUGACAAGCGUCAACACUUUGUCCGGACUCCUGCUUCUCAUCAUCAUCCAAAGCAGCUGGCAGGUGCCUGACCAGGACACAGAUCGUAACUCCAUGUUAUUGCCCGAAAACUCCAUGAUGACGGAACCAAUUGAGCUCCCGAAGAGACAUUCAGAGGGAACAUUUUCAAACGACUACAGUAAAUACCUGGAGACAAGACGAGCACAAGACUUUGUCCAGUGGCUAAAGAACUCAAAAAGGAACGGGAGUCUAUUUAGACGCCAUGCGGACGGCACCUACACCAGCGACGUGAGCUCCUACCUGCAGGACCAGGCAGCCAAGGAGUUUGUGUCCUGGCUGAAGACCGGCCGGGGCAGGAGAGAGUAGACUCCACCACGUCAGAGCGCCACCACCAGCUCCCCAUUAAUAAUGCAAAGAUUCCCACUGACUCUGUGCCAUUCUAUGUUUCACUGUCUGUACGAGCCUUGUCAUGCUAUUAAAUUCCCAUCAUAAAAUCUCUGUCGGCCUUCGGUGGUUGAAGGAAAUGUUAAGAUGCAGAAAAGUACGUUUGAAAUGUGUGUCAAUCCUAAAUGCUGGUGAUUCUCAUCAAGCACUCACAUCAUGAUUCUUCUUUUCACAUUUUCUUCUUCCUUCUCAUAUAAACUUAAAAAGGAUAAGACACAAUUAUUGAUCUGGAUUCUGCAAGUUCACUAAUUACUUCUGUAGAUAGUCUCGACACCUUUUCUAAUAAUUCAGAAAAGUCAUAUUUAGUUUUCAAUAAAGAAAUGUGUACAAUCAA